GGACUGUAGAAAUAUCUGAACCGUUUAGACUGAUCAGUUUGAAGUUUGGAGUAUAUUACAUAGUCAUGUAACAAUUCUUAUCGUUAAAGAAUUGCUACAGAGUGGUGAGAUCUACAUCUGGGGACCACAUAAACAUUUCUGGGAAAUAUUAUCUCAGUAUUGGACAUUAACCGUGGUGUGGGAAUUAUUUCCUCUAGGUCGUUUGCUAUUAACACGGCUGUUGGUUUAAUAGUCUUGGUAUUUGUCUGUCAGGUUUCUUUCAUCAUCACUAUUAUCUAAUCGCUAAAAUAACGAGCGGCAUGUGCGUGAAACACAAUGGGUAAAAAAACCAAUAAGCAGAAGCUCAGUUUUCCAGUGGUUCCGGGUUGGGUACCAUACAAAGCGUUUUCUGCAAAAAGUUGGUUAUUAAAUUUUCGUGUUUCAAGUAUUUUUUUAAGAAAUUGAUGAAGUCUCGGAGCCACAAUAUGCUGAGGUUCCAAAAGAUUGGAAGGAGCCUAAGUUCAAUCCUGAGGAUAAUCCUCAUGGAAGAUUGUUUGCUUCGUCAUCAUACACAACGCUCUUCCCAAAAUAUCGUGAGAAGUACUUGACCGAAAUUUGGCCCGUUUUAAGAAGAAUAAUGAUGGAACAUCAUAUCCGCGUGGAAAUAGAUGUGGCUGAAAGCACUAUGGAAGUUCGAACAACUCCAAAAACUUUUGAUCCUUUUAUCAUACUAAAGGCCAGGGAUGUUAUACGCUUACUAGCUCGCUCUGUUCCUAUGGAGCAAGCUAUCCGUGUUCUGGAUGACGAGACAUUUGCAGAUAUUAUUGAGAUAAACUUGACUAAUCGUGAGCGAUUUGUUAAACGACGUAAUCGGCUUAUUGGCCAUGAUGGUGAAACAUUGAAAGCUCUGGAGCUAUCUACUAACUGUUAUAUAGUUGUGCAAGGAAAAACUGUUUCUGUGGUUGGUCGAUAUAACGAUUUAAAGGAGGUACGUAAAAUUGUUCAGGGCUGCAUUUAUGACAAUAUACAUCCAGCUUAUUCUAUUAAAAGAUUACUUAUAAUAAAGAAACUUUCUAUGGAUCCUACAAAACAAAAUAUAUCCUGGGAUCGAUUUUUGCCAAAAAUGAAAAAGAAGGUACUUAGUCGACGUAGAAAACCUCACAAAGUUCGUAAGAAAAAAGAAUACAAUCCAUUCCCGCCACCACCAGUUCAAUCAAAAAUUGAUAUUGAACUUGAAAAAGGUACAUAUUUCUUAGCUGAAGCUGAACGUAAACGUUUGAAAGUUGAAUCAAAUAUUACUAAAUCUAAUCAAAUAUCAAAAGAACGACAAAAAGCUAAACGUUCCGCUGCACUUAUUCCACCUAAUGAAUCGAAUAACAAUAAUGUUAAUCAUCAUAAACCGAAAAAAGUAAAAUUUGACGAAUAAAAAUAAAACUGGAUUUAUUGUAUAUUUCCCAAAAUUGUAAAUAAUCAAUUCAGUAAGAUGAUAAUUCUCUUCUUUUUUCUAUCAUUUGUAUUAGAGGCUAAGACUAAAAGAACAUUUUUUUUUUCUUUACGGACGUUCAACAUCUUAAUUAAAGAAGGAACCUGUUAUAUCAUGUGGCUGAGUAGAUGCCUCGCUAACGUAUGACGCGAUAACACCGACAAUCAGAGAGCAGCGAAUUAUCG
Messenger RNA from Schistosoma rodhaini, 1647 nucleotides. NCBI's taxonomy places the organism in Eukaryota, Metazoa, Platyhelminthes, Trematoda, Strigeidida, Schistosomatidae. The record is from the annotation of a GenBank genome assembly.